UUUCCUUCCAGUUCCACUUAUGAUGAUUCUAUUAUGGAUAGUUUAUAAGUAGCUACCUAUAGAAGUUGUUGAUGUUUAUUGUUGUGAGCGGUCCGGUCGAGUAACAUUCUCAGGCCAUUUCGUUUCUCUGGAGCAUGUAUUUAUAUAUAGGAACAAAAUUUCGUCAGAAAAUCAUGCGUCAAUCCCUGAGCAUCAUACGUCAGUGGUCAUACGAACGCUCACGCUGAGCCACGUCAUGGGUGCGACAGCAGGAUCUGGCAGCCAACGUUCCGCCAACCGGCACGUUUUGACGUCACAGAAACUUGCCAGAUUUCGCUUGGCAAGCGUUGUUUUAUGAAUAACAUCUUAUCUAAUACCGAUUAAUUGCAAAUUUUGGGAUUUAUCAACAUUUUUGAAAAGAAAUGGACAAGAUUUAAAAUUUAAAUUGAUUUCAUGCUCAGUCAUUUUGUGACGUCAGAAGAACACGAUGUUAAAUCGCUAAGUCUCUCCAGAGAGCGUGGCUGCAUUUCCUUCCGCCUUCCACAGGCUUCCAAUGAGUCCAAUCUAUUUUCCUUCUUGUCGUUGGUAAUGUUGAAGUAAUCUAUGCGGAAUUCCAAGAAGUUAGUUUUAUGGUGUCGUGAAGUUUACGAACAGUGCCGUGUCCUCAUAUAAACUUCAAGGAUAUGAGUUGCACGAGGUGCUCUCGUAUGUCUCAGCGGUCGAUAACGGCUGCAGCAGCUGCAUCGACUUUGUACAGCAUGAGUAUUCCGCGUGGCGUAACAGACAGCAAUGGAUUUCUGGUGAAGGCUCUACCUUCGGGUGAGCCGUGGCCCUUGCAGUCAGGCUUGACGCCGCUCUUCAAAGAGUCAAAAGUGGACACUUUACCCGGUGCUUUGAAGUACAGCGCAAACCUGCGUAGCGACAAGGAGUGCAUGGCCACGAGGAAAGUCCUCGAGCGGCACCGAGUUGAGAAAGAUGGCAAAACCUUUGAGAAGUUAACCCUUGGAGAUUACCAGUGGUUGACCUACAGCGAAGUCGAGAUGGCGGCCGAGUCCGUAAAGUGCGCUCUUAGUAACAUGAAUUUUCAAACUGGAGACCGAAUCGCUAUUUUCGCUGAGACGCGCGCCGAAUGGUUCAUUGCUGCCAUGGGUGCUCUGAAGCUACGAGUUUCAGUGUGCACCAUAUACACUACCCUGAGCGAUAAGGGCAUCAUUCACGUUUUGAAUGAAGUUGAAACUAAUCUAGUAUUCACUUCAUUUGAUCUGCUGCCAAGGAUGAAAAGUAUUCUUGAUCAGUGUCCUAAAGUGAAGGAAGUUGUGGUUAUGGAAGACCAGCUUGAAGGUGUGGGAAAUAAGGAAUAUCUUCCUAAAAACGUAAAGAUCAUACCGUUUUCCGAAAUGACCGAUAGGAAAAACACAAAAAUCUCCAAAUGUUCUGAAGUGGUUCCCCAGCCAGACGACGUCGCGAUUAUUAUGUAUACCAGCGGUUCUACCGGAACUCCCAAAGGUGUUGAACUAACCCACACUAACAUCUUGGCAGCUGCGAUUGGCUACUCUGUUCAAAUUAGUAUCGACGAAAAUGACAGGUAUUUAGCGUUCUUGCCGUUGGCUCAUAUCAUGGAGCUUGCUACUGAAACAGCCCUAAUCUCUAUUGGUGUUACGAUUUAUUAUUCUUCACCACACACACUAACCUCUACUGGGGCUAAAAUUGCUAAGGGAUCCGUUGGAGACGCUAAACUUGCGAAACCAACGGUUAUCAAUGUCGUGCCCUUGUUGCUCGACAGGAUCAUCAAGGGAGUCACACAGGCGGUGGAAAAACAAGGCUGGAUAAAAAGUGCGGUUUUCAACACUUUAGUCGCCUACAAAUAUUGGCUGGACUAUAUUCCCUUGUCGUCGAGAGUCCUAAAUUUCCUGAUUUUUCAGAAAGUCCGAGAUGAGCUGGGUGGGCAGUUGAAACGUGUCAUCGCAGGUGGCGCGCCUCUAUCCCCUCAAACGCACAAUAAUUUCAAGGCCAUUUUUGGUUGUACCAUCCAAGUGGGCUAUGGCUCCACUGAAACCGCCUCUUUGGGGACCGGCAUGAAUGAAGAUGACGACAGCACAGGCCAUUGCGGUGGGCCUUGCCUUAAUGCGCUUCUCAAGCUUGAUGACUGGGAAGAAGGUAAUUAUAGGACUACAGACCUUCCUUUUCCUCGCGGCGAAAUUGUUAUUGGUGGUGUCUCAAUUGCCAAAGGCUACUUCAAAAAUGCAGCGGAAACCAAGAACGCGUUUUAUGAGGAGAAUGGGAUUCGAUGGUUCAGGACUGGAGAUAUUGCUGAAAUCGACAACACAGGAUGCGUCAAAAUAAUUGACCGCAAGAAAGAUCUUGUCAAGCUCAAGCAUGGCGAGUAUGUUGCACUUGGUAACGCCGAAACUAUCUUGAAGACUCUAAAUGUGGUGGAUAACAUGUGCAUCUUCGCAGAUUCUACUCAAGAUAAAGUAGUGGCAGUGGUGGUGCCCGUUUUGGACGUGCUGCGAAAGCUCGCUGCCGGCGUUGGAAUUACAAAUCCAGACUUGACUCUAGUGGAUCUUUGCGAGAAUGACAAGGUAAACAUGGCUGUUCUGAAAGAACUGCAAGUACACGGACGUCGCUGCGGACUUACGCGCUGGGAAAUACCAGCAGCCGUGCACUUGACUGACGAGUUGUGGACCCCUGAUACUGGUCUGGUAACGGCGGCUCUGAAAUUGCGACGGAAACAACUUGAUCAGCAAUACCGAUCCAUGGUGGUGGACAUGUACUCUCGCUUAGCUGACUAAACGUUACAGCUGUCAUGAAGUUACACAAAGUCUAAUGAUCAACAAGUCGCGUAUCAGGGAUGAAAAGACACGGGCGUUGAUUCAAUGUGCAUUACCAAAGUCUGUGGCUUCAUUUGGUUCACUGAGACAAAACGACUCGUUUUAUGGCUUUAUGUUGGCGCGCCUGUAAUUUGACAGGGCCAAGCUCCCAAUUGUUAUUGGGAGCAGGGUCUAUAUUACUGUUCAUUGUUUCAUUUCAAUUCGUGUUCAGUGUAUUUUGUUUGAAGGUAAUCUGGUCUAUGGCCUAAAUGAUUUAUCGUGGUUGGAUGAAGUUUGAAACAAAAUCAAUUUAUGUGGGUAAAAGCUGUAAUCAUUUCACUGUUAAUUUACGUCAAUCUUGAAUUUCAUAAUUCUUGAGAAAUCUCGUGAAUUCAAAGGUAAAAUUUCAAACCCAAAUUUUAGCUUUACAAUUUCGUCAAUACUUUUUGUACUCUGUAGUCAUUAUGUCUGUGACUAGAUCUCGGGUUUAUAAAUCCUUUCCUUUGUGAACUAUCGACAUAGAGCAUCUUUUUAUUACUCGUUUGUUUUUAUUACGUUUAUUACUUUAUGAUAUUCACAACAAACAUUCCGCGAUAUUCAUACAGACAUAGUUUUACGAUUUAUUUUGACGCAUCGUAAAAUUUCUACGUUUUUUAUAACCUUGUGAAUAGUUUUGUUUUGUAUUCUUAUUUAUAUCAUCAGCUGAAGAUAGCUUUGCAUCUCGAAGGGAUACAUAUGGUACCUUUUAGCAAAAAUAACAAAGUUCAAUGUUUGGUUUUAUAUGAUUGGGCAUUUUACGUUAGUUGAACUCGUAUCGUUAUUGCAGUCACUGAAGAACGCUAUCCUCCAUCGGCUGUAUUCUUUCGGCAAAGCUGUGCUCGUUUGCUUGAACUCACUAGCGAUCGAACAAUGAGACACCCUCUGAGCGAUAUAUAGCUACCCUAACUUGUUUUCCAUAUUCAACAUAAGUUAAGAGACCUGAUCGCCCUGCUUCUGGCCGUUGAUCUAUAAUCGACCCAGAUUAUGCUCUCUGUCACGUGUGCUCGUCUCGAGCUUGCUACGUUCCAAUUAACUAUGCGUCAUGGUGUUGUAUUACCAAUAAAUGUUUUUUUUAACAAUUGCCACAACUUGAGUCUUUAGCCUGCUUAGUGCUAAGAGAUGCAAUGCCACGCACGAAAACUGUGACCUCGUUUGUCCUAAACUGACGAUCCAUGGGUUUAUCAAUUGAAGACUUCAUUUAGUAGUAUGUGAUCAAAGAUUUAUAUCCGUUUUUUUUUCCUCUUAUAAAAAUCUUCACCUUACCUACGAGGUGACAUGCCAUUACACGAUGUGUGCGCGUUGAUGAAUAAGGCUCUAAUUCGCAUUAUAUUGAUAAAAAAGGUACCAACAGAAAUUGAAAUUUUGCACCGCUGAUGUGAGAAGGCAUUUAUUCUCUGCCUCUUCUAUGAUCUCAGUGCUUCUUUACUUCAAUCUAAUUUUCUCGGAACAUGUUUCGUCGUCAGUUGAUCGUUCCUGUUAUAAAUGUUGGAAUGAUUGUAGAGCGUCCUUCUUACUACAUAUAGCACGCAUCCUUCCAUUGUAUGCACUCAGUCCGUGGUUUGGCAUAGCACUCCUUUGGAUGUAUGAGGAUGAUGUUCUUGUUGUUUGUGUUGGUGAUAAUGACUAGUUUGCUGCAAAAUAUAUGCACUGGUCCCUUAUGCGAAAAACUGCGGGUAUGUUUAUUUGCAAGCUACGGUAGGUGUUUCUGAUAAAUGUCCGUGCUUGAAUUUCUAUUGAUGUAGAGAAUUAAAGAGGAAGCUAUGUGUUCGUUCAUUUUUACAAUUUAUUUCCGGCGAGUUGAAUUAGCUUUAAAGCAUUCCAGAUCAUUAGUAACAAAUGAGAGCUUUAAAUUUGUAGCGAUAGUUUCCGUUCGAGAAGAUAGCAGGCUUCUAUGUGGUGUAACUCUCUGCAAAUUAAGCAUAUUUAUCUAUUAAUAUAGUAUAAUUAAAUUAUAUCAUUGCAUUACUCGACCGCUCGUCGAUACUUCGGUCGGCAUUGUGUAGAAGACAAAGCGUGGUCCUGCAAAACCCUUCCAUUUCCCUAUAUAUGUAUAUCAUAGAUUAGUAGCACAGCCUCAUGUAGUCACAUGUACUAUCUCAAGUAUAACGUAAAUUGCAAUUUUAUCCCCGAAUAACUAAUAAUGAUUGUAUUAACUGCCUUCAUUUUAAAGGCAGCUAUGAGGUAUGAGUAAUUCAUUUCUGAACCUAUAUGAACUCGAACCGAUUAACGGAAGCACACUACAAUCUUCGCUUAUUUGCGUCUUCAUUUCUUGGUGAUAGUUACGCUGAUAUCGCAUCAUGAAAGCGUUUAAUGUGACUUACCAUUAUAAUAUCUACACAUAAAUGUUGAAAAGUGUCGGAUGUGAUAACGUGAUAACGACUAAGAUUAGUUUUUUUUUUUGCGGAGUUCAGGAAAACGAGUUUCACUUAAUGAACAGGACAGAAAUGAGCAAACAGCAGCCGAACUGAAAAAAAAAUCGGAGCUUUGAGCUAUGUAGUUCCAGUGAAAAUUUAUUCCCUAUAACCAUGACGGGUCAUAGAAUCCAUGUGAACGUUCAUGUUGCAAUGUUAGAAAAUUGCCUUUAAAAUUAUUGAAUAUAAUAAUUCAUUGAAUGUAAUUGUCAAGUGAUUGAGGUUUAAAUUAAGAGUGUUUUAAUUUACGGCAUUAUAAAGUGAAUGUGGAUUAGAUUACUAAGUGAAAAUUCUGUAAAUUCCCUGUUGCAUGCGCUGUGAUUUUUCUCCAAUGAUGCCUGUAUAGUUCUUUUGCUGUGCUUUUUUUCAGCGAGCGAUUGACCCGCCGAUUUCGACAUUAGAAAUCAGGCAACUGACUGACAAUGGUCAACGGACUGAUAUUUGUCAACUGACAGACAUUGGCCAACUGACUGACAUUGACCGCCUGACUAGCUUCAGACCACUAACUGACAUUGGCCGACUGACUAGCUUCAGACUACUGACCGACAUUAUAGAGAACUGACUGUCAGUAGACAACUGACUAACGUUAGGCGAACGGCUGACAUAUUGGGCAAUUUAAUUGUUGAUUAGAACUUCGACAAAUGCGGAAUAUAUUUAUUAUGGUACGGUAUUCUUUGUCUGCUUCACACAAUUAAGGGUUAAUAUGGAAAUAUUUGUUAUGCUUCUGUAACCUGUAGUCAUGUGUCAUCACCUAAAAAAUAAUUAAAUCCUGUAAUCUCA
This is a messenger RNA of Hyalella azteca, 6019 nucleotides long. RefSeq names its product long-chain-fatty-acid--CoA ligase 4. The coding region runs from base 663 to 2771 and encodes 702 amino acids. The record is from RefSeq and is a predicted model, not a curated record. The transcript has 2 exons. Gene Ontology annotation, biological process: long-chain fatty acid metabolic process; neuron differentiation; long-chain fatty-acyl-CoA metabolic process. Gene Ontology annotation, molecular function: palmitoyl-CoA ligase activity. Gene Ontology annotation, cellular component: plasma membrane; lipid droplet; endoplasmic reticulum. Lineage: Eukaryota; Metazoa; Arthropoda; Malacostraca; Amphipoda; Hyalellidae.